AUGGCUCCCUUACCGGUAAUAAACCUCGAACCGAGCGAGGUGAAGGAGAUCUUCUGGACCAAAGUGAAAGAGCCUACAUCACAGCGGAAACUGAUCCUGGUGAUCGUUUCCAUCGCCCUGCUAUUGGACAAUAUGCUGUACAUGGUGAUCGUGCCCAUCAUUCCGGAUUAUCUGCGCUAUAUUGGCACGUGGGGUCCAGAAGAGGCUUAUAACGCGAGUGCACCGACAACAGUGUUCACACCACACCCACAUGCUCAUCACGGCCAGGAUUCGGCAACCGGCGUACUGUUUGCAUCAAAAGCGAUCGUUCAACUGAUGGUGAAUCCUUUUUCUGGAGCACUGAUCGAUCGAAUCGGGUACGACAUUCCGAUGAUGAUCGGAUUGAUCAUUAUGUUCCUCUCGACGAUGGUGUUUGCCUGCGGUCGUAGCUACAGCAUGCUGUUCUUCGCCCGCUCUCUGCAAGGAGUUGGAUCCGCAUUUGCCGACACUGCCGGGUUAGCAAUGAUAGCCGACCGAUUUACGGAAGAAGCGGAACGAUCGAAAGCUCUUGGAAUCGCGCUAGCUUUCAUCAGCUUCGGUUGCUUAGUUGCACCUCCAUUUGGCGGAGCUCUGUACCAAUUCGCCGGCAAGGAAAUGCCAUUCGUGAUCCUUGCGUUGAUCUCGCUGAUGGAUGGGUUUAUGCUAUUGCUUGUGAUGAAACCGAUAAAAGAGACGCUAGCCGAUAGGCAAGAAGUUCGACAGGAAACCGUUCCCAUUUGGCGACUGCUGCUUGAUCCAUACAUUGCCGUUUGCGCUGGAGCUCUGACCAUGUCGAACGUUGCACUAGCUUUUCUUGAGCCAACGAUAUCACUUUGGAUGGAGGAUAACCUAACGAACGAUAAUUGGAAGAUCGGAAUGGUAUGGCUGCCAGCUUUCUUCCCGCAUGUUUUUGGUGUUGUGAUUACCGUGAAAAUGGCACGUCUAUACCCCGAGAAGCAAUGGAUUAUGGCAGCCGGUGGGCUCGCACUAGAAGGACUCUGCUGCUUCAUACUACCCUUCAGCAGCUCGUAUAUCAUACUGAUGAUUCCCAUCUGCGGCAUAUGUUUUGGGAUAGCAUUAAUCGAUACGGCGUUACUUCCAACACUCGGUUAUUUGGUGGACGUGCGGUAUGUUUCCGUCUAUGGCAGUAUCUACGCCAUUGCUGACAUAUCCUACUCGAUAGCGUACGCCGUUGGACCAAUUAUCGCGGGCGGAGUAGUCGAAGCAAUUGGGUUCACCGCUCUCAACUUCGGUAUUGCCUUCAGCAACCUGCUCUAUGCGCCGGUUCUUAUGUAUCUACGCAACAUUUACGACUUUAAACAUUUCGAAAACGAAGCUAACAUACUGAUGGGCGAUCCGCCUACCAAGGAGUAUCAAACAUACACGAUGCACGACCAGCAGGCGGUUGGCAUGGAACAUAAGAAUCACCUAGAAUACGGAAGACAGUACGACGAUAGUGGUUAUCAACAGCAACAGGAAACCAACAUCGACCAAGGCGGAGGAUACUCGCAAAACGGCAGCUACGACCAAUAUCAGAACGAAGGCGGUUACCAAAACUAUCAACCCGGCUAUCAAGAACAGGGCGGAGCCUACCAGCAACAACAGCCACAACAACAAGCGCCGCGACAUCUUCCACAGCAACCACAGGUAGCCAAUCCUUUCCGGCAGCAGGAACUGCAGCAGCAGCAACAGCAACAGCGGGCUCCGGCACCUUCUCAACCACGGAUCUCGAAUCCGUUUAGACAAGGAUUUUAA
Sabethes cyaneus is the source of this 1773-nucleotide messenger RNA. RefSeq names its product vesicular acetylcholine transporter (gene VAChT). Gene Ontology annotation, molecular function: xenobiotic transmembrane transporter activity; acetylcholine transmembrane transporter activity. NCBI's taxonomy places the organism in Eukaryota, Metazoa, Arthropoda, Insecta, Diptera, Culicidae. The record is from RefSeq and is a predicted model, not a curated record. Gene Ontology annotation, biological process: transmembrane transport; chemical synaptic transmission; xenobiotic transport. Bases 1 to 1773 code for a protein of 590 amino acids. The transcript has a single exon. Gene Ontology annotation, cellular component: membrane; AP-1 adaptor complex; terminal bouton.